UCUAUUCUCUCUCUCUCUCUCUCUCUCUCUCUAUCUCUAAAUCCUCCCAUAUAUAUAGAGAGAGAUAAUAGUCCCACAAGCAUAUAUAGCAAAACAAGGCAAACAUUAGAGAAAGAAAAGUAGGUAAAAACAAAGCGCAACAGAGAGAGAGAGAGAGAGAGAUGAGAAGAAUGGUAAGGAUGGUGGUGUUGAUGUUGGUGGUGGUGGUGGCCUCUCAACAGACAUAAUUUCCAUCUCAUAUUCAUUUUGAUUCCCAACUCUCUCUCUCUCUCUCUCUGUGUAUCUUUCCCAAGUUUUUUUUUUUUUUUUUUCUUUUUUCAAAAAUUUUCUCAUUGAAGAGUCCGCCUUGUCUUUGGGGGAAGCAUCUUCCUUCUCUUUCAUGCUUCUUAUGUGCUAGCGUUUAUUGCUUGUCCCUUCACAUUGCUCCCAUACCACCCUCCCUUAAUAUCCACCUCCUCAUAUAUCCCUUGCCUUGCCUUCAUCUUAUUCAUACAUAUCCCAUCCCUUCUCCUCCCCCAAUUGGCUCUUCACCUUCUCUUCAUUCAAUUAUCAUCUCUUCUACAUUAACCUCUAAUGGCCGUCCAGGCUCAAUACCCUUCUAAUAUCCUCCUCCUAAACAGAAACGGACAAGAAGGUCAUGACUAUUCAUUACAACCACAACUAGGAGGAUUCCUUGAUCAAUCACACAUGUUACUGAUCAAUAAUGGAGUUGGGACUGGUAAUAAUCCGCGCAAGAGAGCAAGAGAAGUUGUACAAACUACUGGGGUAUCUUCAUCAGCUCCAAUCAAUCCAAUGUUCUCUUUGCAAUCUCAGCCUUCUCAGCUUAUAGACCUCUCUCAGCUCCACAACAACAACAACACCCACCAGCCCAAUGUGGUCUCCACCGGCCUCCGCUUGUCCUUCGGAGACCAACAACAACAGCAGCAACACCAACAACAGAGACAGCAAUUACAACACCAGCAACAGCAAAAUGUUUGCCACUCAUCAUCUCCUUUCCUAUCUCUGAUCGCAGAAGAUUUUGCAACCCAAAUCAGAUAUCAGCGGGACGAAAUCGAGCAAUUCCUUGAAGCCCAGGGAGAGCAACUGCGGCGCACAUUAGCAGAGAAAAGGCAGAGGCACUAUCGUACCCUGCUGAGCGCAGCGGAGGGGUCGGUGGCCCGGAGGUUGCGAGAGAAGGAGGUCGAGGUGGAGAAGGCCACGCGCAGGAACGCCGAGUUGGAGGCACGUGCGGCGCAACUUAGCGUGGAGGCGCAGGUUUGGCAGGCCAAGGCCCGUGCCCAGGAGGCAACGGCGGCGUCUCUGCAGGCCCAGCUCCAGAAGGCUAUAAUGACCACCGGAGGAGGAGCACAUGAUAGCAGGAUGAUGGAGGAUCCACAAGGGAGCGCCGCGGGGGGUGUAGAGGGGCACCAGGUGGAGGACGCCGAGUCGGCGUAUAUAGACCCGGAACGAGUGGUUGUAUCGGGGCCGAGAUGCAAAGCGUGUCGGAAACGUGUGGCGUCGGUGGUACUGUUGCCUUGUCGGCAUUUGUGCAUCUGUUCGGAGUGUGACCAAGUGGCUCAAGCAUGCCCUCUUUGUCUUAGCCUGAGAAGUUCAAGCAUUGAAGUUUACCUCUCUUAAUGGGCCCAAGCCCAUUUGUCAAUAUAGCCCGGGCCCAACCAGAUGAGUGCCAGCUUUUUCUUCUUUUAUUUUUCAAAACAAAGAAAAAAAUUAAAUAAUAUUGAGCAUAAUAAGAAUUACCAACUACUCUUGUUUUUUUUUUUUUUUUUUUUUUUUCCUUUUUUUUGGUUCCCCUCCCACCUAUUGGAGUGGAAAAUACCUAAUGUAAAUGGGCCACAUGGGUAGUGGCAUUGCUUUUUGCAUUUUUUUUUUAUCCUUUGAAUUUAAUUCAAACUAUAAAUUCUUU
Messenger RNA from Juglans regia (Persian walnut), 1903 nucleotides. Its product is annotated as E3 ubiquitin-protein ligase BOI-like. The coding region runs from base 574 to 1617 and encodes 347 amino acids. The transcript is spliced from 4 exons. Gene Ontology annotation, molecular function: ubiquitin-protein transferase activity. Lineage: Eukaryota; Viridiplantae; Streptophyta; Magnoliopsida; Fagales; Juglandaceae. The record is from RefSeq and is a predicted model, not a curated record.